ACUAUAUCAUCGUGCCAUGAUCACCUGAUCCCCUUCAUGUGCUCCGUUUACUAUCCGGAAUGCACCCAUAACGGCCCCACCCAUCGGGUGUGCUACUCCGACUGUUUGGCAGUCACUGAUGCCUGCAAGGCAUCCUUUGAGCAACUCCUCGACCCUCCUUGGCCCGUCAACUGUUCCAUGUUUACCGAUGAACAGGAGGAAGAUGGGAGCUGUUUUGGCCCUGCGGGAGAUAUUUUCGAUACCAACAUAUGCGGGACACGCCCUGCAUACGCACCAGACCAAUACAGGGUUCUUGGUGGUACCAACGCACGCCAAGGGGAAUUCCCUUGGAUUGGUUCACUCCGCAUCGAAGGAUUGGAUUUUGGAGGACAUUGGUGUGGGUCUACCCUGAUCAACUCUCAAUGGGUUCUUACCGCCGCUCACUGUGUUGAUUACUACGUCGAUCGUGUGGUUUUUGGGAACGCACACUUGACGGAUAACUCCGACAACGAGGUAGCGGUUGAGGUGGCUGAUAUUUUCGUCCAUCCCGAGUACGACUCUUAUUGGCUCUUCAACGACAUCGCUCUGAUACGACUUGCUGAACCGGUGACAUUCAGUGACUACGUUAGACCCGCGUGUCUGUCGGAAUCCUCGGAUGAACUCAAGGACUAUCAUCGCUGCCUCGUCGCUGGAUGGGGAAUUACACUGGAUGGCCCACCGUUGACAGAGAGCUUGAAAAAAGCAGUAUUGACACUUCUUGACCAAGACUGGUGCAAUUCUGAACUUUCCUACAACGGGACUCUGACAGAAGAAAUGAUAUGUGCUGAACAUCAGCCAGGUGGAAUUGAUACUUGUAAGGGAGACAGCGGCAGGCCUUUGACCUGUGAGGGUGAUGAUGGUCGAUGGCAUCUGGUCGGAUUUGGAGGAGUAUGCAAAGGAGUAGACUUGCCCGGCGUCUACACCCGAAUCUCACAGUUCCAGUCAUUUAUUACAGCUGUGGUUUCAGGAGCAAUAACACCGGGUGUUAUUGAAAUCACCCUUGAGCGUGCCGUCCCAGUGAACAUCACUUCUCCAAACUACCCUUCCAACUACGACAUCGGCGAUAACAUCGUCUGGCAGGUAUCGGCCCCUGUUAACCACAGCGUCAGGCUGGACAUCGUCGACUUCGCUACCGAAUUUAACUACGACAGCUUGUUUGUGGGCGAUGGACUGACGCCACUGAGUUACACAGAGCUUGCGAGGCUCACGGGCUAUGGGUUAAAAACAACUGUGAAGUCACAUGAUCGCCAUAUGUGGCUCAAAUUCAAGAGUGACUCCGGACUGACUGACGUUGGAUUCAUGGCAACACUGAACGCUGUGGAUCCGAGAGAUGAUAAUCCUCUAAUCUUGGUGAACGAGUCUACGGUCCAACAGCUCCGCUCACCAGACUUUCCUCUUGGUGCAAAGGACAGCGUGCACGAGAUUUGGCGGAUAAUGGCUCCUCAGGAUCACAGCGUGAGGGCGCGUUUCGACUUCUUUAACCUCACCAACGGUUCUUUGCUUGCCGUGGGCUACGGCUCGAGUCCUUUAAUGCCCACAAUCCUAGUGGAGUUGACUGGAAGUGAAUUGCCUGAAGAUAUUACCUCCCCCACUCGAGGAUUGUGGUUUAGAUUUAUGUCGGAUACUGGGGACUCCAGUAGAGCGGUCGGUUCGCUUAUGGGAAGUGGAUUCUUGGUGAAUCUAACAGCAGAAAGGACUGAAGAUAUCAACGAGUGCCUGAGUAACCCUUGUCAGAAUGGAGGCACGUGUUCAGACAUCGAUGGAGGUUUCCAGUGCUUCUGUCCUGAAGGCUUCAAAGGUGAUUACUGUCAAACAGAUCUUCUAUGGAUGUUAGAUCGGCUCCUGUGA
Molecule: messenger RNA, 1866 nt
Organism: Strongylocentrotus purpuratus (purple sea urchin)
Lineage: Eukaryota; Metazoa; Echinodermata; Echinoidea; Camarodonta; Strongylocentrotidae
Product: CUB and peptidase domain-containing protein 1-like
Exons: 9
Coding region: 37-1866 (609 amino acids)
Biological process (GO): proteolysis
Molecular function (GO): serine-type endopeptidase activity; protein binding; calcium ion binding
Source: RefSeq, a predicted model, not a curated record